Molecule: messenger RNA, 717 nt
Organism: Colletotrichum truncatum
Lineage: Eukaryota; Fungi; Ascomycota; Sordariomycetes; Glomerellales; Glomerellaceae
Product: DNA-directed RNA polymerase II subunit rpb9
Biological process (GO): DNA-templated transcription; maintenance of transcriptional fidelity during transcription elongation by RNA polymerase II; transcription-coupled nucleotide-excision repair
Cellular component (GO): RNA polymerase II, core complex
Molecular function (GO): nucleic acid binding; zinc ion binding; DNA-directed RNA polymerase activity
Source: RefSeq, a predicted model, not a curated record
AUGGCUACCCCCAUGUCCACCACCUCUCAGGAGGAGACUGGAAACAAGAAGCUCGAGCAAAUCACCUUCCGCUUCUGCUCCGAAUGCUCCAACAUGUUGUACCCCAAAGAGGACGAAGAAACCCACAAGCUCCAGUUCACCUGCCGCACCUGUCAAUUUACCGAAGAGGCCCAGUCGACCUGCGUCUUCCGCAACGUUAUGAACAACGCGGCCGGUGAGACUGCUGGAGUGACCCAGGAUGUCGGCUCAGACCCUACUGUAGGUGACUCCCAGUCUAUUUCCGCCCCUGUUGUCUGUAUCGGCUGCGGCUUCGCCAUCAUGUGCACCAGCUGUGGCAACCCCUCGGACGACUUCGUCGUGUCUUCGGUCGCCGUUCAGCCUGGCGCUCCCCAGGGCAAUCGGGCAGGAAUCACCUGGGACGAUUUGAUUGAAAUGGCCGACGAGGACGCGUUCGACGAAUACGACGAGGAGAGAGAGCCCAGCUCCGACGACGAAAUCAACAAAGGAUUUGCAAGCAUUGUUCUCAACCAGGAGCCCGCCCAGGCUCCCCAGCACGUCUCGUGGCCGACUUUCCAGCUCGCUCUUCCACGAUCAAACAAGGAAUGCCCCGUCUGCAAAGGCGCCGAGGCCGUCUUCUUUCAGUCUCAGCAACGUAGUGCUGAGACGGGUAUGAAAUUGUUCUAUGUCUGCUGCGAUUGCGGUCACAUCUUCCAGUAA